UAGGAAAAGAAUGCUGUGGAGCAGGUACUCCACCCCUGGAGCGGCCUCUGAGUUCCCACGGAGGGGUGUGACACCAGUUGGCUUCCUUCAGUGCAAGCAUCCUCUGUUCUUGGAUAGGAUGGAAUAGGAGAGGCUGAGCGCAUGACCAUUCAUUUAGUGUCCCUUUGGCUCGCUGCGCUUUCUGCAUGCAAAGCGGCUGUCUGGGGAGAUCCCAACCCUUGCUGCUCGCUCGCUCGGCCGUUCCAGUAAGCUCUUCCAGUACAAGCCUGCCUGGUCAGUUGCCUUUUCUCUUUGAGAUGGAGAAGCUGUGGUCUGCUGAUGGUUUGAACCCUACAACCAAUUUCCUAGAGUGUGAAGGAAUUAUCUGGUAACCCAGAGCACAAGGGAUCUCGAAACGCACCACACUGCUUGACUCGACCAAAAGGGCCAGUGCUGCCUCGUGCAUCGGAACUGUUUCUUCCGACGCCAGGAGCCAAAGUAACCACUUUUGCAUUCCCACCUGCAAGGCAUCAGAGUUGAGAUGAGGAAUUCAGAAGAGCAGGCGGCCACGACAGUUUUACAGCGUUUGCUGCAGGAGCAGCUCCGAUAUGGGAACCCCAACGACAACCACAACCUUCUUGCCUUGCACCAGCAAGCCACGGGCAACGCGCCCCCUUUUGCCAGCAAUGGGAGCCCCGGGGCUCCAGCGGAAGGGCUGAGUCCUCAGGACCAUCAGAUUGGGACCCAUGUGGCCCGCCAGGAGCCCCAGGGCCAGGAGAUACAAAUGGACAGCAGCGUCAUGGAGAAGCAGCUCUCCCCACGGCUACAGAAUAGCGAGGACCUCCCGACGUACGAGGAAGCCAAAGUCCAGUCCCAGUACUUCAGAGGCCAGCAGCAUGCCAGCGUCGGGGCGGCCUUUUACGUGACGGGAGUCUCCAACCAGAAGAUGAGGACGGAGGGGCGCCCUACCGUCCAGCGCGUGAGCCCCGGCAAGGUUCACCAGGACGAGGGGCUGAAGGACCUGAAGCAGGGGCACGUCCGCUCCCUGAGCGAGAGGCUGAUGCAGCUCUCGCUGGCCACGAGCGGCGUGAAGGCCCACGCUCCGGUCACGAGCGCGCCGCUUUCCCCGCUUUCCUCCCAGCAGACCAACGACUUCUUCAAGAACUCUGGGCAGGCCCCUCCGCAGACAAGCAUGAAAGGGAUGGAGCACCGGGGACCCCCUCCAGAAUAUCCUUACAAAAACAUGUCCAGCCCACCCAUGGGCUGCAAGCCGCAGGACCCCGGGCAUUUCUACGGCGAACAUCGCAUGUCCCAGCAGGGCCGCUCUGACGGACCCGUGAUGAGGUAUCAGCACCCUCCCGACUACGGAUCGUUCAGGCAGAACCCCGACAUCCAGCUGCAGCUGCAGCAGCGGCCCCACCACCACCACAGCCCCACGUCGUCGCUCACCUCCCUCGGGUCUCUGACGCUGCUGCAGUCGCUGCCGCCAUCCAGGCUGUCUCCCUCCCAGCAUCAGCCUCCGCUCACUCCCAGCCAGGGAGACCCCUUCUCACUGCCCCGGCCCCAGCCGCUCUUCCUGUCCGGCCAGAUCCACCAGGGAGACCUUUACCGCCUGUGCCAGCCGGUCAUUGGCCAGCAGCAGCACCCGCAGGGGGACUCGUACUCGGCACUGCCCAGGCCUCCGCCGCCGCCGUCUCCUUACCAGCAGAUGCCAGUGGACCCUUUCGUCAUCGUCUCCAGAGCCCAGCAGAUGGUGGAGAUCCUGUCCGAAGAGAACAGGUCUUUGCGGCAGGAGCUGGAUGGCUGCUACGAGAAGGUGGCCAGGCUGCAGAAGCUGGAAACGGAAAUUCAGCAGGUUUCAGAGGCGUAUAAAAACCUCGAGAGGUCUUCCUCAAAGCGGGAAGCCCUGGAAAAGGCUAUGAGAAACAAGCUGGAAGGCGAAAUCCGCAGGCUUCAUGACUUCAACCGGGACCUCAGAGAACGUAUGGACACAGCUAACAAACAGCUGGCAGAGAAAGAAUUUGAAGGCUCCGAGGAUAACAGGAAAACCAUCUCCCAGCUCUUUGCACAAAACAAAGAAACACAGAGGGAGAAGGAGAAACUGGAGAUAGAGUUGGCCGGCCUUCGCUCCACCAAUGAGGAGCAGCGCAGGCACAUCGAGAUUCGCGACCAGGCCUUGAACAACGCGCAGGCCAAGGUGGUGAAACUGGAGGAAGAGCUGAAGAAGAAGCAGGUUUAUGUUGAGAAGGUGGAAAAGAUGCAGCAAGCCUUGCUUCAGCUGCAGGCCGCCUGCGAGAAGCGGGAACAGCUGGAGCACCGACUCCGCACCCGGCUGGAGAGGGAGCUGGAAUCACUCCGGAUGCAGCAGCGCCAGGGGACGUCCCAGCCAGCCAACGUCUCGGAGUGCAACGCCACCGCGCUGAUGGAGCUCUUGCGGGAGAAGGAGGAGAGGAUUCUCGCCCUGGAAGCGGACAUGACGAAGUGGGAGCAGAAAUACCUGGAGGAGAGCGUGAUGCGGCAGUUUGCCUUGGAUGCGGCAGCCACGGUGGCAGCCCAGAGGGACACCACGGUGAUCAGCCACUCCCCCAAUGCCAGCUACGACACCUCCCUGGAGGCUCGCAUCCAGAAGGAAGAGGAGGAGAUCCUGAUGGCGAACAGGCGGUGCCUCGACAUGGAGGGCAGGAUCAAGACCCUCCACGCUCAGAUCAUCGAGAAGGACGCCAUGAUUAAAGUUCUCCAGCAGCGAUCCCGGAAGGAGGCUAGCAAGACGGACCAGCUGUCUUCCAUGAGACCGGCCAAGUCCCUCAUGUCGAUCUCCAACGCGGGCUCGGGCCUGCUCCCCCACUCGGCCACCCUGAGCAGCACCCCCAUCCUGGAGGAGAAGAGAGACGACAAGAGCUGGAAGGGCAGCUUAGGUGUCCUUCUGGGCGCAGAGGGCCGCUCCGAGUCCAUCCCUUCGACCCCCUCGCCAGUCCUCCCCUCCACUCCCCUGCUGUCAUCGCACUCCAAGACAGGAAGCCGGGACUGCAGCACACAGACGGACCGGGGAGGCGAGCAGAACAAGGGGCCCGCCUCCUCCGCUACGCCUCCCGUGCAGGCGAGGCUCCCUGCCAUGAACCUGGCCCACGGCACGGACAGAGCAGAUGGCCCAGUUUUCCAUUCCAGCACUCUAGAAAGAAAAAACCCAGCUCAAAACUUGGGGCAGGACCUCAAUGAUGGUGAAAUGGUGGAGUAUCUCAUCUGAAGAAAUGGAAAGCUCGAGUCGAAUAACAAGAAUCCCCCCCAAACUUUUUUUAAAAUAGCGAUUUAUAGUAACUGAAGCAUAAAGGAAUCUACAGCUUUUGGCUGUUUGUAUAUACUUUCCUCUCAAAGGUAUGGACAAGUUAACUUAUAAUUUGUUCCAGAAUCAUGGAAGGAACAGUCCAAGGCCCUCUGGACAGUGUCUGAUGGGCCAUAGGACACGGCGGGUUUCCAGCUCUCCGGUGGGAGAUGGCGCUCCAGCCUUGGAGCUGGGAAUCCUUGCUCCAGCCGCCAACCCCGUGCAGCUGGAGGCGAAGGGGUGCACCAGCGGCUCCCAGUGUCAGGAAUGCAGCCUCGAAAGGGGUAGAAGGAGGCGUUUCGAUGAGGAGAGGAAGGAUGAGACAGGAGGGGCCGGGAUAACACGGGCUAUCCUGAAGCCUCUCUCCCUUCCUUCCCCUUCUGCAGUGCAUUCCUGUGCCAGGCAGAAGAGCCCCUCUGGCAAAAAAGCGGGGAGGCAAAGACCGCUUCCGCUUUGGGGGUGUCCCCUCCCCCAGCAUAGGAUGCUGGGUAGCCUCCAAACCCAAAACCCUAAAGUAGUUUUCUAAGAUUCUUUCCCCCACCUUUUUAAAAAAAAUACUGGAUCUGGUAGCAUCUGGAUAAAAUUAAACCUUGUCUUAAAUGCACUACAUUUUUAAAAUGUCAGUAUUUUUAAAACCUUGUAUUUAAGAAAAGACGGAUCCUUGUUUGGGUGUCUGAUGCCCAUGAUGCCUUCACAAAGCCUGUGAGCUCCAGGUGUCACAGUUCCCAGACACCGUCAUGGUGCUGUCACUGCCGGGUGUCUCUUGGGAUGCUGAAUGUUCAGGUAUUCCAGGCCAUCUUUGUAUGAACCUCCAAGUGACGGAAGGAAACGCAUAGUCUUUACUUCCUCGUGCGAGUGUCCAUUUUCACAAAACAUUCCAAGACUGGGGGGAAAAAGUUGAUUUCCACAGCGUGCCUCCACUCAGAAAUCUGUAUUUCUUUGUCUCCUCGUUUGCAUCAUUUUGUCCUCCUGUUUGAUGUCCUGAGAUGAAAGGGGCCUUUGCCACAUGCCAGAGGGCUCUGUGGCCUUGCAGUUGGAUCGUGAAGAAUGUCCUCCGUUCAGGGUUUCUGCAAACAAGCCAUUUUACUUGCUGCUCCGUUCCGUUCCCUUCCCACCACGCCGCCGAGCUGGUGCGGCUGCAGUCACUCGUGCUCUGUAGGGCAGCAAGACAUCGGCUGAAGGAAGAAAGGCGGCCUUGGAAUGCUUGACUAAGCAAUGUCUGAUCCUUCAGGGGCUGGAGUUUUUUCUACAUGGUAUUUUCCUCUUUUUCCAAACACUUUGUUUGACUAUAGUUUCCUCAUUCCAGAAGGCAGGAGCUUUUUUCACUGAACGAUUUUAUAUUAUGAUGUAAAAAUUUAGUGCCUUACUCAAUAGCUAUACUGGGGCCAAUUUUUUAUGAAAUAAAGAAAUGCUGUCCAUUGAAAACCUUAGAUUUCCCCAAAAUGCUCCUUUCUGUGCACAAAUUUAUAAAGAAUAUUCGAUUCACACUUCAGGAAUGCAGCUAACCUUAGUCUCCCCACCCCCUCCUGGCUUAGCCUGUAACUUUCAUUUUCCUGUUUCUUGCAAGUUGCCAUAAAUCUGGCAGCACUGAGAUAACCAACACGGCAAGAAUUAACUCCUAUCUUGUUGUGGAGAAAUGCUGUCGAGACCACGGAGGUCACACAAAGAUUUUAACCACAACGGAACAGGCAGAUGUGCGCAGAGCGGUUCUCAACACAAGCACAGAAACUUUUCAGAAUGAAGGCGGUAUUUGUAUCUCAUGUCUCUAACAACGGCUUGAGCAGAUCAGUUCCUUCUUGCGAAGCAAUAGGCCAGCCAGGCAUUGUGGACUGCAGGAAGCAAAUGGGAGGAGAGCCCCCACCAGCCCCCUGGGUGCCUCCUCGAGCAACGAGGUAUGUGGGGCCCAAUGGUCAUGUGCGCUCAGUUGAAGGUGAGCAGAGCGGCCACUUGUUGGGAAACAGCGUUGGGGCUCCCCUUCCAUCCCAUGGAUCCCGCCCCCACAUUCUGCAGCUCAGAACGCCUCCCUCCCAACCUGUUGCCCAUGGAUGUUUUUAUGCAGCCCGGGCCAGGCUGGGGCUGAUAGGAGUCCAAGUACCAAACAUCUGAAGAGCACCUGCUUGGCCAACACUGUGCUAGAACGCAUGCACAACUCAGAAACCAGCCAGAUUUUGCUCCUCAAGAGCCAGAGAGGGGAUUUUGGAACAAGCUUACUGUGAAUUAUCUUCACACUUCCAAGGUCGUGUCCUUCAGGGACUUGUCUUUUCAGCAGAGCUGAUGCUUUUUGUCCAUGCGCCUCCCCUGCGUCGGGUUUUGCGCUUUUGCGAAGCGACCCUGGCGAGGGGCGCACGCGAGUGUCGAGCCCAUCGCAUCCGAAGCUGCCGUCAGCAUCAUACAAAAAGAUCUCAACCACUGUGAACACGAAGAAUUCGUUGUGUCCUGCAGUGCCUUCUAAGCUUCUGGAUCUCUUUAGUCGAAAUAAUCAAGUAACUGCAACGCAUGAAUGUGAGGGCAUAUGUACCCCCAAAGUGUGCUGCAGGUUCCUCGAAACUGCAAUGCCGGAUUGGAGUGGGGGAGAGGCCCCAGUGAAGAAAUACCAGCGUAGCUUCUGAGAUAUACAUGAUUCAUGGAAUCUUCUCUCCCCUGGGGAUGAGCCGAAGUAUAAGCUGAAGCUCCUUUUGAAAAAAAAUCAAACUGCACACCUUCUUCCAUAAACCUUCACUGUACUGGAAAGGAAACAAGACAAUAUAAAAUUGUCAUAAUCUUUGAGUUUGUGCUCAAACCAGACUAAGAGUUUUUACACAAACUCGGGUAAUAGAAGCAAUGCUGUAGAUGCUGCAAAGGAUACUAUAGAGUUCUUUUCCAGCAGCGAAUCCGGCCUUCCUCUUCGGGAACGGCCCCACGUGAGCGGCCGGUUCAGGAAACUUUGUAGGGGGAGAUGCCGACAUUUUGUUUGCAUCCUCUUGGAACUGGGUAGGUUGCCUCACUCCGCUUGGUGCCUCAUGUAUUUCUUCUUUUGUCCUUGUAUAGGAACGUGUGUGUUUUUAUGUCUAGAAUGUAAGCCUCAUGAUAAUUGUAACUGUACUGUAUUUAUGAAAAAAAUACAUCUCUUUCAGAAAAAGCU
Messenger RNA from Varanus komodoensis (Komodo dragon), 6419 nucleotides. RefSeq names its product angiomotin (gene AMOT). Bases 521 to 3223 code for a protein of 900 amino acids. Lineage: Eukaryota; Metazoa; Chordata; Lepidosauria; Squamata; Varanidae. The transcript has 13 exons. Gene Ontology annotation, molecular function: signaling receptor activity. The record is from RefSeq and is a predicted model, not a curated record. Gene Ontology annotation, biological process: establishment of cell polarity involved in ameboidal cell migration; actin cytoskeleton organization; angiogenesis. Gene Ontology annotation, cellular component: cytoplasmic vesicle; plasma membrane; bicellular tight junction.